AUGGCUGAAAUUGCCGUCGGUUUCUUGCUCCAAAGGCUGGAACGCGUCUUGGCAGACGAAGCCAACCUCUCGACACGUGUCCAUCAUGAAGUGAACGCCCUAAAGAUUGAGCUGGAGAAGAUGAGAUCCUUUCUAACGGACGCUGACAGCAGGCAGAGUGAAGACGCGCCAGAGCAGGCUGUGGAGACGUGGGUGGAGCAGGUGCGACGAGCAGCAUUUGAUUCGGAGGACAUCAUAGAUGAGUUUAUACUUCAUUUUGGGGAACCCAAUGGAACUGGUUUUAUGGGCUCUCUGCGAAGGGUUUAUCGGUCGAUCACGCGCUGGAGAGAGCGUCAUAAUCUCCAAGGAAGGGUCAUGGAGAUGAGGGAAACGAUAAGAGUGAUAUCUGAAACAAGGGUUAAUUGGCUAAACUUGAAUCAGUCUAGGGAAGGAUCCAGCUCCAAGGGUGCUGAUCUGAGUUUGAGGUUGGAUCUUCCCGCGGAGAUUGCUGAAGACGGUGCCGUCGUGGGGAUAGAGCAUGAGAUUAAGAAAGUAAAGGAUUUUUUAGUAGGAGGAGGAAAGGAACUGACAACAAUCUUAUUGCAUGGGGGGGCAGGUAUGGGGAAGACGACCCUCGCUAAGAAAGCGUAUAACGACUACAAUGUGCGGUCGCAUUUCGAUUGUCGCGCUUGGGUCACGGUCUCCAAAUCUUUUCGUCCCCGCGUAGCUAUCCAUAGCAUGCUAAAAGGCUUCUAUAAUUCAAGUAAGGAAAUGUUUCCUUCCAAGCGCAAGGUAGAGGAGGAUGUCGAAGGAAUGACGCUGGAACUGAAUAUGUAUCUCAAGCAACGGCGGUAUCUCCUUGUUCUUGAUGAUGUAUGGGGUGCGGAUGUCCUGGAAAGGCUUACUUGUCCAUUUCCAAGCGACAACUGUGGAAGCAGGAUCCUUGUCACUUCUCGCGAUCCCUGUGUUGUUUCAACGAUCGAAAGGUGGAGGAGGGAGAGGGCGGUCAUACCCGUUAUACGUAACUCUUUGCCUGCCCAAGAUUCGAUGGACCUGUUCUGUAGCAAGGCAUUCCGUGGAGGCAUUUGCCCGCCGAAUCUUGUCGAUUGCUGUCAGAAAUUAGUAGACAAGUGCGGUGGUUGGCCGAUCGCAAUCGUCACACUAGCGGCUGCUAUGUCGAGGGCGGGGCAGUCUCCAACAGAAUGGAAUGGGGUUCACGACCACCUGGGCUUCGAGCUGGGUGCUAAUCAAGAUUUUCAUGCCUUGACGAAAGUCAUCUCUCUGAGUUACGAUGAGCUGCCUUUACACCUUAAGACAUGUUUUCUAUAUUGUGUCAUCUUUCCCAGGGAUUAUUCUAUAAAAGUAAACAAGCUGAUCAGACUAUGGGCGGCGGAGGGGUUCAUUGAGAGAAGGCCGGGUCUGGCAGUGGAAGAACUUGGAAAGCAAUAUCUUCAACAACUUAUCGACAGGAGCUUGCUCCAAAUUGUAGGAAAGAAUGAUAAAGGAAGAGUGAACAGGUGCAAGAUGCAUGAUCUUGUGCGUGAAUGGGUGUUGCGAAUAUCUUCAAAGCAGUGGUUUUUAAAUGUGAUAUCUGUGUAUAAUGGAAACGAAGGCGACGAAGGAGAGAACCAAAGAAGCAGACGUCUGUCACUCCACGGUGCAGGCACCGAAUAUCUCGGACAGUUUGCAAGCGAGCAGCUGCAGCGCAUCCGCUCAUUCUUCAUGUUUGGUGCACCGGACUGCGACAUUGGAGUCAUCCACCGUUUCUUGUUAAUGAGAGUGUUGGAUCUACAAGAUGCCCCCAUUAAUGAACUACCGAAUGCUAUCGGUGGUUUGUUUCAUUUGAGAUACUUGAACCUGAGAAGGACCAGGCUCAGGAGGCUCCCGGCUUCUAUUAAGAAGCUCCACAACCUCGAAGCAUUGGACAUCAGGGACAACCUAAUAGAAAGACUACCCAACAUAUCAAAGAUGAGAAUGUUGCGCUACGUAUCAGCAUAUUCCCAUCUCACAGAUCCCUUCACUCUCAUUCAGUUAUCUUUAUCGGGAUGUGAUUUCCCAAGCGAAAUUUGUACCUGUAGGUGCAUGAGAAAGUUGUGGGGCAUAAAUGCAACCGACAAAAUUGUUGAAGCAGUUGGUAACUUGAACCAACUUAAACAUCUCGGGAUAAGAAGGGUAAAAGAAGAGCAUGGAAGGAGACUCUGCCGCUCCAUCGAAAGGAUGAAGGAACUUCUUUCACUGAGCAUAUCUUGUAACAGCGAGGAUGAGUAUCUAAAGCUAGAGUCGCUAGCAAGUCCACCGCCAUAUCUCGAGGAUGUCUGGAUGUUCGGCCGCUUGAAGAUGUUGCCAUCAUGGUUCAGCCAGCUCGAGAACCUCAAGAGGUUAGGCUUACACUUCUGUAAGCUAGCACAAAACCCCUUAUUCUCCCUCCAAGCACAAUUGCCAAACUUGCUGUGGCUUAAACUCUAUGAUGCCUUUGAAGGAAGAGAGCUGCGGUGUUAUACAAACAGCUUUCUCAAGUUGGAGACACUCAUUAUCAUGAACCUUCGCAACUUGAGGAGUAUCGUGGUAGAUGAGCAAGCCUUGCCCAGCCUCCAAACUCUAUCCAUAUGCAGAUGCUCAGAGUUAAGGCGGUUGCCUCCACGGAUCUUUCUCACCCCAGUCUUGAUCUUCAAGGACAUGCAUGAAGAUUUCACAAGAAAUAUUCAGGUGGAACGAGGGGAAGAUAUGCCUCGCAUCAUUAUCCGAUGA
Messenger RNA from Nymphaea colorata (pocket water lily), 2727 nucleotides. RefSeq names its product disease resistance protein RPM1-like. NCBI's taxonomy places the organism in Eukaryota, Viridiplantae, Streptophyta, Magnoliopsida, Nymphaeales, Nymphaeaceae. Bases 1 to 2727 code for a protein of 908 amino acids. The record is from RefSeq and is a predicted model, not a curated record. Gene Ontology annotation, molecular function: ADP binding; protein binding. Gene Ontology annotation, biological process: defense response to other organism. The transcript has a single exon.